UUUUUGCAUUUUGUUUUUGUCACGACGGACGAGAACUCUCCAUUUCUUCGCUCAACCUCUUGCUUGACUUCGGUGCUGCGCCUACAAGGACGAUUUGAUAAAUCACGCAAAUCCGGAAUCAACUCUCACUUCUGAUCCCUUCCUGAAUUCCCUAAAUCCUCGUCUUCUACCUACCCAACUUAGCGGAACCAUCGACGACAAAGAGGAGGCGAGGAAGUUUCGAGGGAGGUCGCCGGGGAAAGCCGUCGACGGGAUCGGUGGCGUGUGCAGGUGAAGAGGAAUUCGUGAAACAAAUGGCGACGGAGUGAAUUUUUCUUACUUGUUCUUACACAUCUAGUGCCGGAGAAGAAGCGGUUAAAACGAUGGCCGGUCGUAGGGAUGGCCCGCUGAUGAAGAGCGGCGGCGGCGGCGGAACCGGAUCUCGGAUUGCAGUUGCUAUCGUAAUCGGGAUCUUAUGCGGUUGUGUCUUCGCUUUCCUUUUCCCCGGUGGUUUCUUUGCUUCGACUGCCGUCAUUUCUCCGGUUAAUACUAGCAUCAAAUCGCGUCAGGCCAAUUCAUCUCCAUGCGAAUCACCUGAGAGAAUAAACAUGUUAAAAUCGGAGUUAGCCUCACUAACAGGGAAGAAUGCAGAAUUGAAAAAACAAGUCAGGGAACUAGCAUCAAAGCUCCAGUUAGCUGAACAAGGAAAAGAUCAGGCCCAAAAGCAGUUUCUAACUCUAGGAACCCAACAUAAAGCCGGUCCUUUCGGCACAGUCAAAGCUUUAAGAACUAACCCAUCAGUUCUCUCUGAUGAAUCCGUUAACCCACAGUUAGCAAUUAUACUCGAGAAGAUUGCCAUCAAGAAAGAAAUAAUAGUCGCAUUGGCUAACUCGAAUGUACGAGAAAUGCUCGAAGUUUGGUUUCAAAACAUCAAAAGAGUCGGCAUAUCAAACUAUAUCGUCGUAGCACUGGAUGAUGAAACGGAGCAUUUCUGCAAAUCAAAAGAUGUUCCAGUUUAUCGAAGGCCUCCGGAUGAAAAUGUGGACUCCAUUGGAAAGACCGGCGGCAACCAUGCCGUUUCUGGGCUCAAAUUCCAUAUUUUAAGAGAAUUUUUGCAGCUUGGUUACAGUGUCCUUCUCUCAGAUAUUGAUAUAGUUUAUUUGCAAAAUCCUUUUGAUCAUCUUUAUAGGGAUUCUGAUGUUGAAUCAAUGAGUGAUGGUCACGACAACAUGACGGCUUAUGGAUUUAACGAUGUUUUUGACGAGCCAACGAUGGGUUGGGCGAGAUAUGCUCAUACAAUUCGUAUUUGGGUGUACAAUUCGGGUUUCUUUUUUAUAAGACCGACACUUCCAGCCAUCGAGUUGUUGGACCGUGUGGCAAACCGGCUGUCUCAUGAACCAAAAUCGUGGGACCAAGCCGUGUUUAACGAGGAACUCUUUUAUCCAUCCCACCCUGGAUAUGAUGGCCUCCAUGCUGCCAAGCGAACCAUGGAUAUGUAUCUCUUUAUGAAUAGCAAAGUUCUCUUCAAAACUGUGAGGAAAGAUGCUCAGCUCAGGAAGUUGAAGCCAGUUAUCAUACAUGUGAAUUACCAUCCUGAUAAACUUCCAAGAAUGAAGGCCAUUGUUGAGUUCUAUGUGAAUGGAAAACAAAAUGCUUUGGAUCAUUUUCCGGAUGGUUCGGAUUGAUGAAACUUUUUGUAACAUAAAGUUGCAGACAGGUUGGAGCUCACAGCUAUCAAAUGUAAGCGAUGUAUUUCUGCUUUUGAAUUUAAGAGUUUUAGUCUUUUUGCUCUUAUUAUUUUGACUUUUUUUCUUGGAGAUAAACUGACAAAUUAGCUAGCUCUAUCUUCUUGGAUUGUCUAUGUUGUGAACAUGGCUUAUUUUUCUCAGUUU
Messenger RNA from Phalaenopsis equestris, 1871 nucleotides. Its product is annotated as arabinosyltransferase RRA3-like. Gene Ontology annotation, molecular function: glycosyltransferase activity. NCBI's taxonomy places the organism in Eukaryota, Viridiplantae, Streptophyta, Magnoliopsida, Asparagales, Orchidaceae. The record is from RefSeq and is a predicted model, not a curated record. Bases 363 to 1664 code for a protein of 433 amino acids. The transcript has 2 exons. Gene Ontology annotation, biological process: root hair cell development.